GGGGAAGGAGAUUCAAACUUGAAACAAAAUUUGCUGGAUAGUUGCGAGAUGUGACAGGAUCGGACAAUCAAUCCAACUAUCCUGAAUGAAUUUGGGCGUCAGCCUUAAUGAGAAAUAUCUUGGGCUCAUAUAUGAGUUAGGUUCAUAAAAAUGCAUGGGCCAUAACUCAAACAGGCACAAUAUUGACCUUCAGUAAGGGAGGUGGUGCUGAAAUUGCGGAGGUUUGAUAAUUGAUUUUAGCGGCUUAGAUUUGAAAUUGUAUCCAACACCCGCUUCAUCACUGUGUUGACCCGGUGCGACUCGUAACAAUGUACAAAGAUAUGAAAGGUUCAGGCAUAACAAAGGGAGAAGAUGAGGAGGAAGACGCUGAAUCUUUGCUUGAGAAUGGAAGAAUUCAGAGGAAAGAUAAAGGAGUUGUUGGGGAGGGCACUUUUGGUCGUUCUCCUCGUCCUUUUAAUCUAGCAUUGCAUCAUCAACAAAUCCCAGACAAAAAUGCAGCUGCUGCAAACCAUGGAAGAAUUGCACCUGAUGAUGAGAAAAAGGGGCUGGGUUGGGCUCAGUCGGUGGGUCUGAUUCUGACACUCUCUGGAGCGGUGCUUCUGAUCAUUCUCUCAGCCUCAGUCGAUGGCCAUCUUGGUCCAACAAGGCCCGUCCACAUCUUCAACUUCGGCGACUCCAACUCGGACACGGGUGGACUCGUCGCUGGACUCGGAUACUUCGUCAAUCCCCCCAACGGACGUACCUUCUUCCGUAGAUCAACCGGCCGCCUCUCCGACGGACGCCUCGUCAUCGACCUCCUCUGCCAGAGUCUGAAUGUGAGUCUUUUGAGCCCAUACCUAGACUCUUUGGCAGGGUCCAGGUUCUCAAACGGGGCAAACUUUGCCAUUGUCGGGUCCUCUACCCUCCCGAAGCGUGUCCCUUUUUCUUUGAAUAUUCAAGUCAUGCAGUUCAUCCACUUCAAGGCUACUGCAGGUUCAAAACAUUUGAUAAAUGAUGACGGUUUCCAGAAAGCACUGUACAUGAUCGAUAUCGGACAAAAUGACCUUGCCGAUUCAUUCACUAAAAACCUUUCAUACGCUCAAGUAACAAAGAGAAUUCCUUCAGUUAUUGCAGAAAUCAAGAGUGCGGUUAAGGCUCUAUAUGAUCAAGGUGGAAGGAACUUUUGGAUACACAACACUGGGCCGUUGGGUUGUCUCCCUCAAAAGCUUUCAUUAGUUGAGAAUAAGGAUUUGGAUCCAUAUGGAUGUCUUUCGAGUUACAAUGCAGCUGCGAGAUUGUUCAACGAAGCAUUGCGCCAUUUGUGCAAUGGGAUGAGAUCUGAAUUGAAGGAUGCUGUGAUAGUUUAUGUAGAUAUAUAUGCCAUCAAGUAUGAUCUCAUUGCCAACUCCACCAAAUACGGUUUCUCUAGGCCGCUAAUGGCAUGUUGUGGCAACGGAGGUCCUCCGUACAACUACAAUGUUGGGCUGACCUGUGGUCAUCCUGGCUCCCAGGUUUGCGACGAAGGAUCUCUAUUUGUGAACUGGGAUGGAAUUCAUUACACCGAAGCCGCAAACACCAUCGUGGCCUCAAAGAUACUUUCGAUGAAUUUUUCCACACCACGCAUUCCAUUUGAUUUCUUUUGUUGCAGUUAGUAAGGGUUAGAAAAUCAGUAGCACUGCAUGCUCAAGGCUUGAAAUUGUAGCGGUUUACUUCCACUUCUCCUUGUACUGGAAUGUCCAAAUAGCAAAUUACAGUUUUAGGAAGUGUAUCAUGUUGUUGUAAAACAUUCUCUUAAGCCUCAAUUUUGAAUCCCUUGUUAUUUUGGACUAG
This is a messenger RNA of Prunus persica (peach), 1809 nucleotides long. RefSeq names its product GDSL esterase/lipase At1g09390. Lineage: Eukaryota; Viridiplantae; Streptophyta; Magnoliopsida; Rosales; Rosaceae. The transcript is spliced from 6 exons. Bases 309 to 1631 code for a protein of 440 amino acids. Gene Ontology annotation, cellular component: chloroplast stroma. Gene Ontology annotation, molecular function: hydrolase activity, acting on ester bonds. The record is from RefSeq and is a predicted model, not a curated record.